Messenger RNA from Uranotaenia lowii, 1737 nucleotides. RefSeq lists its product as uncharacterized. The record is from RefSeq and is a predicted model, not a curated record. NCBI's taxonomy places the organism in Eukaryota, Metazoa, Arthropoda, Insecta, Diptera, Culicidae. The transcript is spliced from 3 exons. Bases 58 to 1737 code for a protein of 559 amino acids.
UUGUUUCGUGGAGCUGUCAAUUCAGUGCGAUCUACGAGGCGCAACGAUUCGGUCAGCAUGGCGAAUUUAUUGGGAUCUAAAGUUGUUUGGAUUGGGUUUGAAGUGAUUCUAUUGGUGACAGUGAUUGUUCAAGUCGAUGCGGACUUCGGAUUGCGUUACAGAAUCUCCGGAGGGAAAUCGGUCAGGGAUUCAGCUAAAAGCUUGAACGCAGCUAUCGAUACAAUAAACAAAGAUUUGUUGAAGUACCAGUCAAAUCAAACGGAAGUGCUCGAACCGAUCCUGGAGGCUUUCAACAACAUUACUGGGAAUGUUACCACCUUUGGACGAUCGAUUGUAGUGAGUAUCAACAAAGCCGUUAGAGACAGAAGAACACCCGUGGAUGAGUUGUUUGCGAAUCUCAAUUCGGUGUACGCUGGAAUGAGUCGAUAUCUCUCGGAUGAUGUUGAACAGAUUUUGGAACCAAUAAGUUCGAGUUUGGGUGCAAAUUAUACCAAGGAAUUGCAAGAAGUUCUUGGAGAAGUUAAGGGCGCUGUACAGAAUGUCAGUAUCACAUCGUCCAACGUUGGAAAGGCUGUUGCUAGAAUGUCAAGCGUUGGUAGACUUGCUCCCAAUGCUAUCAAUUCUCAAAUUCCAUCGACUCUGACCGAUUCGCUAUCAGAUUCUCUCAUGCAAUUGGAAGCCGGAACGAUGCGCAUGUCUCAAGUGAUGACUCGUAUAAUACGGGACGUUGGAGCAGUUCAGACUUUUGUGAGGAACGUGGUCACUACUGAGGCUGCAACCGAUCCAAGAAUAGCUGGAGCGAUAGCAGCUCUGAGAGAAGACGUCGAAAGAGAGAAAAGUCGAGCCUUAGGCAGAUAUGAAGCAAUGUUAGCAGCUUUGAAAACAGAUCUGAUUCGCGGGACAAACCAGUUGCCUGUAUUUUUCGGGGAUCGACAGCUUCUUAAAUUGGUGGAAAAAUACUCGGAAGAAUACACCAAAAGUUAUUACGUCAUCUACAAUCGAAAAGAAGAAGAUCGAAGCAAAAUUGUCGCUUUUUACGAUAGCAUCCCCGUUGUGCUGAGCCAGUUGGUUGAAGAAUCGAACCACAACAUAUCCGUGGGUCUUCAGCGAAGUGCCCAGCGACUGGUCGACAGAUACGUUAAGGCCGAAACUAAUGGCGAGAGUUGUUUCAACAAAUUUGUCUCUUGGAACAGAUUCCUUUUUCCCUUCCAAGUUGUUCAGGACUGGGGUAUUGCUUGCGCCAAUAAGGAGAGAGUACGUUUGCGAGGCGUUGGAGAUCUGAUGGAUGCCAAGUUGAUUUUGAUCAACUACAAUAGUGGAGAUUUGGCCGCCAGCAUUGGAACUUGUGGCUACCAUUCGGGAUUCACCAAUCCGGAAAUCUACACUCAAGCCAAGUCUUGCCUUCAAACGAACCUCAAAUUCUUCCAAAACUUCAACGAAAUCAUCCUGCAGGAGUUGGUGGAUGUUGAGCAGUUGCUCCAGACGGAAACGGAGGCCACCCGGUUUCGGCUAACGAACUGCUUCAUGACCCGGUCCAAUGAGGCGUCUGCAUUUGUUGAUCAUAUCGACGAUCAGAUCGAUUCCUGUUUGGCCGGUAAUGAUACUGUUAGGGGUCUUCAGGUUGUUGACGCGGUAGAGGAAAUUGAACUGUCAACUCUCAAAUCGGAUAAUUUGGAUGAGUAUGAUGAGCUGGAUACUUCGACGGUUGCUGAAGAUAUGGAUGAACAGGAACCAUGA